Molecule: messenger RNA, 869 nt
Organism: Raphanus sativus (radish)
Lineage: Eukaryota; Viridiplantae; Streptophyta; Magnoliopsida; Brassicales; Brassicaceae
Product: 50S ribosomal protein L24, chloroplastic
Exons: 4
Coding region: 161-757 (198 amino acids)
Biological process (GO): translation
Cellular component (GO): mitochondrion; ribosome
Molecular function (GO): RNA binding; structural constituent of ribosome
Source: RefSeq, a predicted model, not a curated record
UAAUCACGGUCGUGAUUCCAAAACGCCGUCGUAUUUAGAGUCCAGCGAUAAUCGUUAUCCACGUUUUAUCGUCUCAGUCGAACGGAUAGGACGAAGAAGAAGAAGAAGAAGAAACAAGUGUUAGCGCUCCACUUGGAGAGGCGAGAACAAAGUUGAAAAAAUGGCGACCAUGUCUGCUCUUCAGAGCUCAUUUACAUCUCUUUCAAUAACCUCCAACUCCUCCUUCUUCGGCCAGCGUCUCCUUUCCCCGAUUCCCCUCUCCGUAGCUUCUCCGGUCAAACUCGUUAAGAACCCAUGUCUUGUCUUUGCAAAGCUAAAGCGUUGGGAACGGAAGAAAUGCAAACCAAACAGUCUUCCCAUUCUUCACAAGAUGCAUGUCAAGUUCGGAGAUACGGUCAAAGUUAUCUCUGGCCGCGACAAGGGUAAGAUUGGAGAAGUCACUAAGAUCUUUACCCACAACAGCACCGUUGUCAUCAAUGAUGUCAACCUCAAGACCAAACACAUGAAGAGCCGUGAAGAGGGUGAGCCUGGCCAAAUUGUCAAGAUCGAAGCACCGAUCCACAGCUCAAAUGUGAUGCUGUAUUCGAAAGAAAAGGAGGUUGUAAGCCGGGUGGGUCACAAGGUCCUUGAAGAUGGACAGAAGGUAAGGUAUCUGAUCAAAACUGGGGAACUUAUCGACACCAUCGAGAAGUGGAAGCAACUUAAGGAGGCUAAAGAUAAAGAAACUACUCAAGUUGCAGUUGCCUCUUCAUCUUAACGUCUCCACUUUUGAUAUAUUUGUCUGAUGAAUGUAUUAAGUUGCUUCCUUAAGUUAUGCUUAGAAUGGUACUUAAACUUGUGUUUUAUUCUAAACAUACAUUUUUUACAAA